UGUCUUCUUUCUGGCUCCGAUGAUGUCAAUAUUCUCCCUGGUGUCAGCGCUCUGCACGCUAUCUUCCUCAAGCAACACAACCGAGUUGCAAAACUUUUAAGAGAGACAAAUCGCCACUGGGCCGACGCAAAACUUUUCGACGAAGCUCGACGUAUUGUCAUUGCACAGCUGCAGCAUAUUACCUACAACGAGUUCCUGCCAAUCAUGCUAGGAACGGAGAAUAUGCGAAAAUACGGGUUAAACUUGCACAAAUCCGGCUUCGAUUCUGACUACGAUAUGUCUAUUGAUGGUGCUGUAUUAAAUGAAUUUGCCGUUACAUUCCCUUAUGUUCUUUGGGCGAUAAUGCCACAGGAUAAACUCUUCUCCACAUUCAACAAUCCCAGCAAGCUAUACGAAAGCCGCGGAGUUGAAAGCAUAUUGAAAUUCAUUCCCACUUACAUGAUAUCCUUUAGACAUCUUAUCACGACAACAAUAGCAAAGCCUUCGCUGAGAGUGAAUGACGAAGUCAAGAGUGAAUUCCUCAAGGAUCAAUUUGGCAUUGGCCUUGAUCUCAUAUCUAUAGCAUUGAAGCAAGGACGUGAUCAUGGCAUACCAUCUUACACCGUUGUACGAGCACAGUGUGGUCUAGGAAAGGUGCGAUCUUUCCACGAAUUGAAGGAGUAUUUUAUUCAAGACCUGAAAUUCGAAUACGUUAACACUAUCUAUGAGAAUGUUGACGACAUCGACCUUUUGAUCGGAGUACUGGCUGAACAGCCGAUAAAGGGUUCACUUUUUGGGCCGACUUUCUCAUGUAUCGUUGGGAAACAAUUCCAAAGAAUAAAAUUCAAAGAAAAUUUCAUUCUUACUGAAGCUUACACAUUGUUGCAGACUCGACGAGGUGAUCGAUUCUGGUAUGAAAACUACUUCGCUCAAUCAGGUUUCAGCGAGAAGCAGCUUAUGGAACUAAGACAGACGAGUUUAGCCGAAAUCAUUUGUUCAAAUACGGACAUCAAGAAGAUCCAAAGUAAUCCAUUCAUGCGGGAAAAUGUGUUCGAGAACAUGGCGAUCGAAUGUCAAUCAUCGAUCUUGACUGCACCAUCAUUCUCCGAAUGGAAAGAUCUUGAAGAUAAACCUACGUUCCCAGUUUCACCUGAUACUUUGGAAAAAGUGGUCAAUCUUGCCAUUCACAACCUAAAGGACCAGAAGAAACGCGAAAUAUCAAAUCUGAAGAAAAAUCAGCACACAUUCGUGAAAGGCGAUCCACUCUACGCUUAUGCGAAUAUGAUGCGUGCUAAGGUACAGGCAAAGCAGAUAUCUCAGGUUUCCGCUAUUUUACUGGAGACCACAAAGUUGCUAGUUAAAGGGGAAACCCUCUCGGAAGAUGAACGACUACCACCUCUUGAGAUUGACGUCCUGCAACGAAUACUGCCAGAUAUAGAUGUGUCAACAUUUGUCAAUAACUUUACUGCCUUUCUUUCCGAAGAUGGACAGUCUACGAACGAAGAUUGUCUGCCAAAGAUGUUGCCAUGUGAUCACACAACCAGAUAUCGAACACACACCGGUUGGUGCAAUAACCUAAAAUACCCCGGUUACGCGAAUGCUUUCACACCUUUGCGACAUCUGAUGCCACCUGUCUACGACGAUGGAUUCGAUGCUCCUCGAAGUCGCGCAAAGAGCGGCAGACCACUACCAAAUCCUCGCAGAAUAUCAAAUGCUGUUUGUGAAGAUCGGGACAUUUCGCAUGUGAAAUUCACCCAUAUGGUAAUGCAAUUCGGACAGUUACUGGAUCACGAACUUACGCACUCACCUACAGCUCGAGGUCCUAAUGAUGAAAUUCUCAACUGUACCAGAUGCGAUUCACCGCAAACCAUCUCCGUACACUGCAUGCCAAUUCGAAUCGAGCCAAACGACCCAUUCUUCCCUGCGACUUAUCCAAAUGGCGAACCACGCUGUCUGGGCUUUGCUAGGUCACUUUUGGGACAACUAAACCUGGGGUACAGAGGCCAGUUAAACCAGCUGACAGCCUACAUCGACGGCUCGGUCAUAUAUGGUUCAACCGAGUGCGAGUCCAGGCAGCUUCGUCUAACAACAAAAGGCCUUUUGAACUUCACGGAUUUCGGCCAUGGUCAGAUGAUGUUGCCACAGGGUAAUCAGGAAAAAGACUGCCGAUCCUCCCCAAGGAUGCCAUGUUUCGUUGCCGGGGACGAAAGAAACUCCCAUCAACCAGGUUUGACAGUGAUGCACACCCUAUGGAUGCGUGAGCACAACCGUAUCGCCACAGCUCUAGGAAUACUAAAUCCUCACUGGACUGACGAAAUCCUGUAUCAGGAAGCCCGCAGGAUACUCGUCGCUGAGCUCCAGCACAUCGUCUUCUCCGAAUUCUUACCAAAGAUAAUUGGUCUAGAUCUGCUAAACGCUCAAGGGCUUGUGCCAAAGAAAACCGGAUACUACACAGGUAGGAUAGAUCAUUGAAU
Molecule: messenger RNA, 2453 nt
Organism: Strongylus vulgaris
Lineage: Eukaryota; Metazoa; Nematoda; Chromadorea; Rhabditida; Strongylidae
Source: the annotation of a GenBank genome assembly